GAUAACAAAAAUUAUAAUUUUAUAAUCAAUUUUAUUAAAUAUUGAGCUCAUUAUUUGGUUUUCCAACUUUACAGGAAUGGCUUUUCUUUCAACAAUGAUUUUAUCAAAAUGUCAUUAAAUGUGAUAUUUUUGUUUCUAUUUUGUAAAUCUAGAAACUAAUUAUAUGAAUAUUGACAAAGAAUUUAUUUCAAUAUGUGAUUGUAAAUAUUACUCAAUUAUAAUAAUUAUAGUAUUAUAUAUACGAGUUUCAUUAAAAAAACUCAAAUGACCAUUUUUUAUUCAAAUGUGAUAAAUGUCUUCUCAAAGUCACAAUUAUUUGAUGUCUAAUGUAGCGGAAAAUAGCACUGAAUGUGUGCCACAAAUCUGUCAUUUGUCAUCAAACAUUAUCUCAAUUAACACCUCAACCAUUCCUCAAACCAUUAGUAGUUCCCACGAUUCCUAUUCGUGUUAUAUUAAUGGUCUCGCAAUAGAUAUAACAAACACUAGUGAUAACAAUAGUGAUAAUAUUGAAUCCUCAACAUCAGUAUUAAUGUCUGAAUCGUCUACUCCUUUAAUACUAACACUGGACGUACCAAAUGUGAGCCGAAAUGCUGUCACUUCUCCGAUGCCAUCACUUAUUUUGCCAAAUAUUCAAAAUGAUUUCUCUCACAAUAUCACUCAACAUGAGAUUAAUGCUGAAAAUAUUAGACAAAAUAGACCUCAAUUGAAAAUAGUAGAGCAGCCGACAAACAGAAUCAGAUACAGGUAUAGAAGUGAAAAGGGUUCACACGGAGGGCUCACCGGCGAGAAUAGUUCCCAAAACAAGAAAACAUAUCCAACUGUCAAAUUAGAAAACUACAACUCCUUGGCUCAGAUUAACGUCGAGAAAUAUAGUUUCAAUAUUAUCACCUCAAUGGUUCCAGAGUUUCAAAAUUUGGGCAUUUUGUUUGUGGGCAAAAAGGAAGUGCCGGACAUCUUAUACCGCAGAAAACUAGAAGAAAAUCAAACACUACUUAACAAUUCAUUCAUUAAUGCAAACGCAAACAUAUCGAUAAACAACGCGUUCGAGAAGAAUCAGAAAGAGAUGCAAAGGAUAUGA
Molecule: messenger RNA, 1078 nt
Organism: Medioppia subpectinata
Lineage: Eukaryota; Metazoa; Arthropoda; Arachnida; Sarcoptiformes; Oppiidae
Source: the annotation of a GenBank genome assembly